AUUUACUAAGGCUGGACGCGGCCUAAGUUCUCAGUGGCCCUUAAAACCCCCAACAAGAAAAUGGGAGAAAAUACUUUGAGUCCAUUUGUGUACUGGGCUCAAACUGACUCUACUGUGACACUCAGAAUUGAGCUGAGGAAUGUACAGGCUCCCAAUGUGAAUCUUCAGGAGCAGAACCUAAUAUUCUCAGCUGUUGGUCAUGGUGCUCAAGGGGAAAAGAAAUACGGAUUCAACCUCAGGCUUUUCAGAACAAUUGACCCAGAGAAAAGCAGAUACAGAAUACUUGACCGCUAUGUUGAGUUGAGUCUAACUAAGGCUCAGGUUGAAUUUUGGCCUCGACUCAUUGAAGAUACAAAGAAGCCUGCCUGGCUAAAAAUAGAUUUUGAUAAGUGGAUUCAUGAAGAGGAUUUGUCAGAUGAAGCAAGAGAUAUUGUGGAUGACUACCCAGGACUCUAUGAGCAAAUGCAGGCAGAGGAGCUUGGAUGGCCUACAAAAAGAGAGUCUCUGAAGAAAGUGUAUCUGUUCCUGUACAAUCUGUGGCAGUUUGUUGGCUUCAUAUAUGUUAUUUCUGUGAUGAGCACACGAUACCUCAGAGAUGGUCCAGAGUCCAUGGAGGGAACAUAUGAGGCUGUUGGAUGGAUGAUGCAUCUCUGCUUAAUGACACAGUUUCUUGAAGUGCUUCAUUCACUUACUGGAUAUACAAAAGGAUCUGUUUUUGAGGCUAUAGUUCAGGUAGGAGGACGAGGUAUAAUAUUUUUUUGCUUGAUUGAGGGAGAAGAAAGGAUGCAAACAAAGCCUGUCAUUUUCUACCUUUUCCUAGUGUGGUCACUUAUAGAAUUAGUGAGAUACCCAUACUACUUGUUGAGAGUAUAUGACGUGGAAUUAAGCUUCAUCACGUGGCUUCGCUAUACAAUAUGGAUUCCACUCUACCCUCUUGGUUUUAUUUUUGAAGGUGUUGUUAUUCUUCGGGACAUACCUUACUUUGACGAGACUGGAAAAUAUUCAGUUGCCCUGCCAAACAAAUGGAAUUUUGCUUUCCAUUUCCCGACACUUCUCAGGUGCUACCUACUUUUCUUUUUCUUCCCAGCAAUGUACAAGAUGAUGAACCACAUGUAUCAUCAACGUAUAAAGAAAUUAGGCCCCACGAGCUGGAAGAAGAAGUUUGCUUAGUUAGAUAAUGUCCAUAAGCUGGAAUAACAUUUCCUGUAAAGUGGGUAAACUGACAAAUACUUUGCAGCAAGGAAAUCCUUUUUCAAUGUUAUGAUUGUUUUAAUUUGUUACAACUUUCAGAUGCAUUUAUGAAGUAUUUAAUCUUAUUUUAUUGAUACUGUUUAUCACUGUCAAAAAUAAAAACAGGUGCUGUCUUUGGAAAUAAUUGCCUCGGUGGGAGACGGCCGACUUGUUAAAAAAAAAAAAAAAAUAAUAGUAAUGAUGACUUGACUAAUUAUCUAACUUGAAUGAGGAAAAGAACCGUGAAAAAUUGCUAAUAGUAGAUUU
Molecule: messenger RNA, 1497 nt
Organism: Cherax quadricarinatus
Lineage: Eukaryota; Metazoa; Arthropoda; Malacostraca; Decapoda; Parastacidae
Gene: Hacd2
Product: 3-hydroxyacyl-CoA dehydratase 2
Biological process (GO): very long-chain fatty acid biosynthetic process; sphingolipid biosynthetic process; fatty acid elongation
Cellular component (GO): endoplasmic reticulum membrane
Molecular function (GO): 3-hydroxyacyl-CoA dehydratase activity
Source: RefSeq, a predicted model, not a curated record